AUGCGGCGCUAUCUGCCCCCAGGAGCGCUGGACGCGAGCCAGGGACACAGUCACCUCUCCCGAUGCUCUGUCUGCAGCCCACUGGCCGCCAUUCUGCGGCCACUGCUAAAGCAACUGCUGAAGAAGCGGAUGUCCAAAGGACCAUACAAGAUCCUCCUGACGCCCUCGGAUUUCGUAUUCCCUCAGGUCACGGACAGUCUGCGGGUGGACGAGGGCAUCGAGGCGAUGCUGUGCUGCUGGCUGCAGCAGCUGCGCGAGUUCGGCGGCCCCGAGGUGGCGGAGCGGCCGGACCUGCUGAAGGGCUCGUUCGGCUCGCUGCAGCACCUGGCGAGGCCCGCCACGCUGGCCGGCUCCACGGGGUCGCUGGCGCAGGCGCGCUCCUACCUGCAGGCCGACACGCGCGCGCGCUACAACGGGGACCUGGUGCAGCUGAAGGAGCUGCCCGUGCAGGGGACGUUUGAGCUAAAGAGCAAAGCCAUGGACGUGCUCAUGACGCUGCACGGGCUGCGGCACGAGAACGUGAACCCGCUGCUCGGCUGCCUGGUCGACUCGUCGCGGCCGGCGCUCGUCUUCGAGUGGUGCAGCCGCGGCUCGCUGGAGGACGUACUCGUGCAGGACGAGAUCAAGCUCGACUGGUCCUUCCGCCUCUCCCUACUCACCGACCUCGUCCGGGGCAUGCGCUACCUACACACGACGCCGGUGCGCGUGCACGGCUACCUCACGUCGCGGAACUGCGUCAUCGACGCGCGCUGGGUACUCAAGGUCACCGACUACGGGCUGCCCGCCUUCUACGAGGCGCAGAACAUCCCGCCACCCUGCAAGUCCGCAAGGGACCUGCUGUGGACUGCCCCGGAGCUACUGCGGAACCCGGCGCUCCGCAAGCAGGGCAGCCAGCCGGGGGACGUGUACAGCUUCGGCAUAGUCAUGCAAGAGGUGGUGGUCCGCGGGGAGCCCUUCUGCAUGCUCGCGCUCAGCCCUGAAGAGAUCCUGGAGAAGGUGAAGCGCCCGCCGCCGCUGAUCCGGCCGUCGGUGUCGAAGGGCGCGGCGCCGCCGGAGGCCAUCAACAUCAUGCGGCAGUGCUGGGCCGAGCAGCCCGACAUGCGGCCAGACUUCGGCGCCGUGCACGACCUCUUCAAGAAGCUCAACCACGGCAGGAAGGUGAACUUCGUGGACACGAUGUUCCAAAUGCUGGAGAAGUACAGCAACAACCUGGAGGAGCUGAUCCGCGAACGCACUGAGCAGCUGGACAUGGAGAAGAAGAAGACGGAGCAGCUGCUGAACCGCAUGCUGCCCAGCUCAGUGGCGGACAAGCUGAAGCUGGGCAUGCCGGUGGACCCGGAGGACUUCCGCGAGGUGACGAUAUACUUCUCGGACAUCGUGGGCUUCACCACCAUAUCCGCCUACUCGACACCGUUCCAAGUCGUCGACCUGCUCAAUGACCUCUACACGUGUUUCGACGCUACAAUAAACGCUUACAACGUCUACAAGUCUCAAUAG
Molecule: messenger RNA, 1497 nt
Organism: Schistocerca piceifrons (Central American locust)
Lineage: Eukaryota; Metazoa; Arthropoda; Insecta; Orthoptera; Acrididae
Product: retinal guanylyl cyclase 2-like
Exons: 11
Coding region: 1-1497 (498 amino acids)
Biological process (GO): receptor guanylyl cyclase signaling pathway; intracellular signal transduction; cGMP biosynthetic process
Molecular function (GO): ATP binding; guanylate cyclase activity; peptide receptor activity
Source: RefSeq, a predicted model, not a curated record